Portunus trituberculatus (swimming crab) is the source of this 1568-nucleotide messenger RNA. Its product is annotated as mitochondrial mRNA pseudouridine synthase RPUSD3-like. The transcript is spliced from 8 exons. Gene Ontology annotation, molecular function: pseudouridine synthase activity; RNA binding. Bases 285 to 1487 code for a protein of 400 amino acids. NCBI's taxonomy places the organism in Eukaryota, Metazoa, Arthropoda, Malacostraca, Decapoda, Portunidae. The record is from RefSeq and is a predicted model, not a curated record. Gene Ontology annotation, biological process: pseudouridine synthesis.
AGGUUUCUCGGCCGACAUCCUGUCUGCAAGCAAGACUUUUUGUGCCUCGCCCAGUGCAGGGUCUGACGUCAGGAAGUGCGAAAUGAUGUGUGUGCUACAUGCCUGGCGCCACUGCUACCAUCAUAUCUGUAAUCAAAGCUGGUGUGCUUGAUGUCAGGUAGAGCCAAAUGCAAGGUGUCUACAGACAGUGAACGGUGUUCUUCCUGCCUGAUGUCGCUGCUGCAAUAAAUAUCUCAAAAGUCAGAGGCCACAGCACAUCAACUGCCACUUCAAUCCAGUGAAAGAUGUCUGGAUGCCUAAAAGUCACAACCUUGUGGCUUAACCAUGACUGGAGUACAAACCUACGGUUCAUGGCAACUGCUGCAGGGAGAGUGAACACAGAAUCUUCGAAAAGGAGAAGCAAGAGUCUGAAGAAAGAUGUUUCUUAUUAUGAGAAGAAACAGGAGAAAUUGAUUAGAGAAAAACUGAUACAGAAUACCACAGAAAGUUCCAAGAAUCAUGUGUACAACAGGCUUUUUCCAUGGCAAAGCUCACAGGAACUUGCAGAACAUCUGAGGAACACUGAAGUUUACAAUAACGAUGGCUUGAUAGCACUGAACAAACCCUAUGGUGUUGGUAUGACAAAAUUAGACCGAUCUAAAGCCACAGGACCACAUACUACUGUUGAAACACUUAACAUGGGCAUUACCCUGCCCCACGUCCCAGCCAUGAGUCAGGUGUUGCCAUUUCUCAAAGAGCAAUAUGCUGCAGAUCAUCUAGAAAUUGUUAAAUCUACUGAGAGGUGGAGCAGUGGAUUGAUGCUUCUGAGCACAUCUUCAAAGCUAACAGAGAAGAUUCAGAAAUGCCUCAGAAGAUGUAAGGCAAUGAGUCAGCCCGCCAUGACGUAUAGAGCAAUUACUGUCGGCCUUCCCUCUCCAGCUUCCAUUGCCACAAAAGUAGCCACAAAACUGGAGUAUGUCCAUAAUACUGGAAAAGUGCCUGUUAUAGUUGAAAAGUACUCAGUGUCAGCUGCCAAGGCUAACUUGGUGAAGCCUGUACUUGUGCAUCACAAAAUGCUUGAAUACAACAAAGAAGUGGAUGCAUCUCUGUUGGAGAUCAAAGCUCAAGUCUCAAAAUGGCACUUUCUUCGGGUCUGGGCAACCUACUGCUACAGCCCCAUUCUUGGAGACCACCUCUAUUCAGGAAGAGUAAAGACUCUCAUGGGAAGAAAAAUCAUAGUCAGCCAUCAUAAUACUUAUCUUGAACCACAGAACCUACCAGACAAUUUAUAUUCCAAGCUGGCUUUACCUCCAAGGUCGUCUGAGAUGGUUCCCUGCCAUUUACAUUUAUCAACAGUAACUCUUUGUCAGUUUAGUAAAGAUAAAUCAGAUUUGGUGCUCUCUGCGGCACCACCUGAACAUUUCAUGUGGACCUGCAAGCAGCUUGGUCUUCAGCCCAGUGAUGAAGAGGAGGAACAUGGACAUAAUGAAAGUGACAAGAUACAGUAGAUGUACAGUACAAACCUAAUACCACCAGUAAUAUUGAUAACUCAUCAUUGUAUAUUAUGUGAAAUAUAAUUAUGAUAUGGA